AUGGCAACAACGGCAGCAGUACCCAGAGAAUCUAUUGGAUCGAAAACUAGAAGAGGUGGAACAGGAUCUUUCCCCAAUUUCUCGCGCAACCUUGCAGAGAUGUGUACUAAGCAAGAUGUUGUGUUCUAUGAACCUCCACCGACGAUCAAAAAGACAUUUAUGUUAGCCUAUAUAACUGCAGGAUUGCAAAUGAUCUUCUGGGGCAAUGUUGCACAAUAUGCAUUUACGCACUACACGGAUAAUCCUAUCUUUUCAGCCACUCAGCCUCCGCCUCCACCAUUGCCUCUUCCUGGAACUGAAGGAGUUGAAUCAACAGAUCUGCCUUUAGCUCCACUCCGUAAACGGAUCAUCAUCUCGGCUGGGCUUGUUGGUACUGGUUUCGUCAUUGCAUUUGGUAUCUGUGCUGUUCCAUGGAGGACAGGAAAGUUUCUACUUUGA
This is a messenger RNA of Lobosporangium transversale, 438 nucleotides long. RefSeq lists its product as hypothetical. The transcript is spliced from 3 exons. The coding region runs from base 1 to 438 and encodes 145 amino acids. Lineage: Eukaryota; Fungi; Mortierellomycota; Mortierellomycetes; Mortierellales; Mortierellaceae. The record is from RefSeq and is a predicted model, not a curated record.